AUGGGUAGAGCAAAAUCAUCAAACAGUUUCAUAGAGAAGAAAAGUAAAAGAAGCUCAUGUUUCCGUCUUAAAAAACAAACUUUGUUCAAGAAAGCUCGUGAGCUAUCGAUCUUGUGCGAUGUCCCAACGUGUGUUAUCGUCUUUCCUCCUAAAGAAGAUAAUGCGAAAUCCGUAGAACCCGAAGUUAUUUCCUACUACGGAGAAGAACAACACCAAGAAACCCAAAAUGCAACGAACUCGGAGUUGACUCAUACGAAAAUUAAUCGUUACAUUGCAUGCCCUAAGGAUGAUAGUUACAAGAAAAGGUCAAGUAACUUAAGUGAUGUGUUAGGAGAUGUUAAUGAAGAGAAGAAUUUAAUUAGGGCAGACGAUCAAGAUUUGAAGUAUAAUAUAUGGUCUGAAAAUACAAAUCUUUCUGAUUUUACGCAAGAUCAACUAAUUCAAUUACUUGGUAAUUUGGACAACAAAUUAGAUUCUGUGACACGUAGAAUGGACGUGAUUAAGGGUGUUGAAAUUGAUCAACAAAAAAAUCCACUCUUGCUCGAUGACAUAUUUUCGCAGUCAGAUUACGAUGGGUUGCUUGAGGAACUUUUGGAGCCUUACGUAGAGGAUCAUACAAGGUUUUACAAUAUGGAUCAACGGUCAGGAUUUGUUGAUAAUUCUCUUCUACAAUCGCUUCCUAUGAUGGGUUCCAAUUCUAGUUACUAUGAUGUCGAUCAACCGUCAGGAUUUAUUGAUAAUUGUCCUCUACAAUCGCUUCUUAUGAUGGGUGAUCAAGGGCCGAGAUUUACUGAUGGUGUUCCUCUGCAAUGCGGCUUUCCGACGAUGGGUCCCACUUACUGUAAUCAAGAAGAGUCAGGAUUUGUUGAUAAUCAAAGUUUUCCUAUGAUGGACCGUCCGAUGUAUUGUGAUCAAGUGUCUGGGUUUGUUGAUGAUAAUUUGCUGGCCGUGCAGUCUUAUAGUAAUGAUAAUGGUUAUCUUAUGAUGUCUGAUAUUUCCACUUCCGCAGCGCAGUUAAAUUAG
This is a messenger RNA of Chenopodium quinoa (quinoa), 1023 nucleotides long. Its product is annotated as agamous-like MADS-box protein AGL81. Gene Ontology annotation, biological process: positive regulation of transcription by RNA polymerase II. Gene Ontology annotation, molecular function: RNA polymerase II cis-regulatory region sequence-specific DNA binding; protein dimerization activity; DNA-binding transcription factor activity, RNA polymerase II-specific. The transcript has a single exon. The record is from RefSeq and is a predicted model, not a curated record. NCBI's taxonomy places the organism in Eukaryota, Viridiplantae, Streptophyta, Magnoliopsida, Caryophyllales, Amaranthaceae. Bases 1 to 1023 code for a protein of 340 amino acids.